Peronospora belbahrii is the source of this 13155-nucleotide messenger RNA. The record is from the annotation of a GenBank genome assembly. NCBI's taxonomy places the organism in Eukaryota, Oomycota, Peronosporomycetes, Peronosporales, Peronosporaceae.
AUGUUCGAGACGUUAGUAACAGGAAUCUUAACAAGUGCAUUAGGGAAUUACAUUGAUUCUAAAUGCUUUAGUAAAAACAAGAUCAAUGUAGCGGUCUGGUCGGGGUAUGUCGUGCUCACAGAGUUGGAGAUAAAGCCCGAGGUGGUGGCAGAGUUUCCAGCCAUUACGCUCGUACGUGGCCUUGUUGGCUCCUUAGAGCUAAAGAUACCGUGGAAUCGACUGCAAUCUGACUCAGUAGUAGCUACGGUCGAUGACGUGUACCUGCUUGUACGAACAGAGGAAGAUGUGGACGCAGUUAUGCGACAGAUGGACGAAUUUGCGCUAAAGAAAAAGUUGCUCGAGGAACUUUAUGCUCAGGCAAAGAGACAGGAAGAAGAAGUUACGAUGAACAAGAGUGAAGAAGGAUAUGCUGCUCGAUUGGUGAAUAAGAUCAUUGACAAUUUGGAGUUACAUAUUCGGCGGAUUCAUAUUCGUGUAGAAGAUCACAUGACGGGGGACCAUCCGUUUGCUUUGGGACUUACCAUUGAAUCGGUUCACGUUCAAUCAACAAACUCAAACUGGCAACCGUCAUACGUGGACACGUCCAAGAGCAACGAACCUCGGAUUUUUAAAAGUGUGGAGCUCAACCAUUUGAGUGUAUACUGUAAUCCAGACUGUGAAGUGCAACGUGAUUGCCAAAUUGACUUUCAGACGUGUUCGGCAGAGGAAUUUUCUAAUGCGUUUAGUUGCGCAAUCCCACAGCGCUUUGAUGACCGUCGCAUGUCGUAUCUCCACAUGCAAUUGUAUCCACCUUCGCAACAACACCAUUUUUUGCUCAAACCGAUAGAUGCUAGUGCUAGGUUGAUUGUGAAUCGUGACGUGUUUGAGGCAAAUGUGCCAAAGUUUGAAAUUGAUGUGAAUGUUUCCGAGGUAGCAUUUCGACUGGAGGAGUCUCAGUACUGUGAUUUGCUGUAUUUAGUGUCGGCAUUGCAGGUGCCGGAUCACUAUGUGAAGUAUCAACGAUAUCGCAAGUUUAGGCCGCAAACAGCUGUGUUUGAUGAGCCAGCGGUUUGGUGGAAAUAUGCUAUCAUGUCAGUGAUUCAGGACCUAAAAACAAAAAAUGAACAAUGGAGUUGGGAUUUCAUGAUAAAACGGCGCGAGGAUCGCAAGUGUUACACGAGCUUGUGGCAUGAAAAGUCAUAUCGCUUAUUGGAGCUGACAGAUAUGGCUUACGGAUAUUCUGAUAGUGAAGACAACGAUGACGCUGAUGAAAUUAGGGACGAUUUGGAGAAUGAUGACCAAGUGAUGAAUGGCAUAUCGUCAUUUGACUGUGCAAAUUUGCCGAAGCUUUCGCUUUUAGAGAUUGAUGACGGGUUGGAAGAAAUUGAGAGACGUAGGAGUGUGGAAGAGGUAUUAAUUUUCCGCUAUUUAGCCGAUCUUGGAUUUCAAAAAUUUCGUUCUUCGCAAGCUACUCGUGCUCGUCAUCGACUGCCCGUGCCCCCAACCCAUGAAUCUCGAGGCCUUUCCGACACUGAUUCUGUAGAUACGGAAUUCACUGAGUUGAGUGUGCCAGCAGAGGUGCGAUAUCGAUCGUGGGGCGCAUGGGUUUUUGGCUGGACGUCUAAGCUGACAACGCCUUCUCCAGACGGAGAAUUCGGACGAUCUCGUCACAGGAUAAUCCCUGAAGUGGAGCUUCGAGAACUUUUCAAAAUGUUGGAAGAGCCUUCACGGCGCUUAAAAAAGCGAAUGUGCAAGCUACGUGACGUUAGCGGGCAAGUUAGCAAUUCUGAUAGUAAGGUGCCAAUGGAACUGAGCGAGCUAUAUCGGGUGACAGUGACAUUGCAGCGGGGAUCGGUAACGUUAGCAAGCGAUCCGGAAAUGAACAGUACGCUGCUCCGCAAUGAUUCAAAUUAUGGACAGAAGUAUGCCCCAUCCGAUUUUUUUCUUGGUGUUUUUUCUCAGCUGCAAGUGGCUGCAGUGGCAAGAGAUGAAACAGUAGUUGUGGAUGUGUCAUUACAGUCGAUUGAAGCGUUUGACGAAAGUACAGAAAGCUCCGCAUUUUCUCGUCUUCUACGCCGAAAGCAAACCAUUCGACCUACCGGUGACGGGGACGAUGUGAACGUUAAUAAGCUAUCCGGAGUCGUAUUUUUGGUAAGUUGUGAGAUGAAUCCAUCUAGUUCCAGCGCAGAUGCUUCGUUAUUUGUUCAUAUGGAGCCUUUAGAAAUUGUAUUGUCGCCGACAGCGCGAUGUUGGGGCCGAUUAGCGCAAUUUAUGGGCACCCCUGCGAGCUUGGGGCUAUGGGACGAGUUAAAGGUUGCUUCUUUUAAUGAUAUUGUCAAUCUAAAGGCGCGAACACAAGCUAAGCUUGACUACGUGAUGGAGAAUCGCAUUGCACUUGCCAUUGAUCUUCGCAUACAAGCACCAGUUAUCAUCGUCCCUGAGAGCGAUGAUGACUAUAAUUGCGCGCGACUCGUGGUUGAUCUUGGACGAAUCAACUUUCGGACUGACCGUCUCAGUCAUCUAGACAGCGUACGUAUGGGUUUAAACCCAAGCGGUGGCCCGCCAUCGAGUCGCUCGGCGCAAGGGUCUCUCACAGUAUCAAGCCCUGCCCAUUUUCAAGGUUUGAAUUUGAAUACAUCUUUCGUCCAGCAAUUGUAUGAUGAAGCCGAGAGAGGGGAAGGAGCGAUUCGCUGGAAAGAGGAGUUUUAUGAUAAAUUCAGCCUCUCCAUCGGUAACAUACAGGUGCUGUUAUUCCCUUACGGAAAAACGGGUCGGGUUCAAGAGGUUGUUGCUGGAAACAGCGGCACGAACUAUCCAUCUGUGUCCUUUCCACCGUACCUCACGGAUAUCUAUGACGCAAGCCAAGAAUUUGAGUUGGUCGAGCGUUUCAACAUCAACGUCACCGUUCGCAUGUCAAUAUUGCCUCUUGACGCAACGUUAACAAGGUUUUACAUCCAUGCAGACCUUCCGGCGCUAACGUUUAAUUUAUCAUUGGAAAAAUACUUUCAGUUGGUGGCAUUGGGAGAUCGUUUUGGCUUGGUAAAUGCUGAAAUACCGAAGAAAUUGCGCAAGAAUUACUCGGGUGAUGGAUUGGUUUCGACAGAAGACGCUUCUCGAAGUACUAAUGUUGAUAUGACCAUCGCAAAUGACCGAUACGAGGCUUUAACGAGGCAGAGCUUUCUCAGCACCUUGACACUAAAGAAAUUUAUGCUUGAUGGUAAAAGUUUGAAAACAUAUGGUUUACCAGACAACAUAAGAGAGUCUGAUGAAAGCUCAAGUGGUGAAAGUGACGAUACGUGGUUUAGUCUCACAAGCGGUAACCCUGAUAUAAGUGUUAUAGCUGCAAGUGGAGAGGCCUGUGAACAGGAGCGCAGCCUUCCCAUAUCUGACUUUGCGGAUGUUGUAACGGUGGACGCCAAUAGAAGUAUCUGCACGCCUACACGGUUAGAAAGGAAUUCACGAAAAAGACCACGUUCGUAUACCCCCAUUGAAACGGCAAAGCUUCUUGAUCGGAGAUUAAUGGUUUGCUCCUUUACAGUCCCACUAAUAUCGGUCCAGCUGAAAAAACCUCGCUCUUCUACGAUGUCUUCUUACACUCCAUAUCGCUACGAUAUGAGUGAUUGUAGCGACGACCCUACAGACAACGGUACCAUUCUGAUGAAGCUGCAGGGUUUUCGAGUCCGAGUUGGACAAAAGACUUUGUCAGUCCAAGUAAACGUAAGCCUGACGUCACUUGAAAUUGAAGAUUUUAUUGAUGCCAGUGGUCGCUCGUCACAUUACUUGCUGUUUUCGAGUCCGGCAAUUACUGCUCCGUUUUCGAGUAAAGCUCCAUUACGCCGUGGUAGAAGAUUCUCGGAAUAUGCAAGACGGCCAAAUCGACAACAAGAACGAGUUAUUUCUUUUCAAUCUGACGGUGCGCCAAACAAUGACGGAUCGCGGCCAAGAGCACCAGAAACAGUGUUGGAACUUGGCAUCAACUUUUUGAAUGAUCAAGAAGGUGGCAAAGAGGUGUUGAGGGAUGUCGAAGUACAGCUCGGCUCGGUACAGAUAAACUUUGACCAGCCAUACGUUUGCUCUCUACUGGCGUUAUUUGAGGAGUCAUCGGCCCAACUUGCUACGGCUUCGAUUCCUUUACAAUGUGAUAAGGAUAGUGGCGAUAGUACGGCAUCCGACACACAUGAUAGUUUACCGCCGCCUUUUGAGCUCACACCCACCAUCAAACAAGAAUAUUCAAUAUCAGUAAACCUAACAGAGUCUGUCCGAGCAGAUUUGGAGCUUGCGAGAAAAAACCUAUUUGAGCAAGCACCUGAUCCAAAAAACCCAGCGACGGACGGUGGGAGUCUGCUGAAACUGAGUGUUCGACUGCACUCUGUUUCUGUAUGUUUCUCUGAUCGUGGUAAAUCAAUUGCGUCUGUUGCCAUUUUUGAUUCUGUAGUAAAAGUUUGUCCGGAAAAAACAGGUUGCAUAAAAAUAUCCGGCAUAGUGGGGGAUGCGAAGGUGUUUGACCUAUCCUCACAAUUACCUCAAGAAGGAGGACUUGGCAUCAGCAAUGUAGCAGCUUGUGGGUCUGAGACCUCCUCACUUUUAGAUUACAUCGAGAUACUUGGGCUGGACACAUCAGCCACAUUCUCGGCCGACGAAACUAGUCAUGUUCUGAGCGUCGAAUGCUUUAUUGCUACCGAUAAAAUGGAAUCGAACUUGAAGGCCACAGAAGACGUCGAAAGGCGAAUGUUAGCGCAAAAUAGAAGAUUGAGUCUUCAAGUCUCAGUGCAGCCUGUUCGUGUGCUGGCUCAAUCAGAGUUUGUGGAGAGUUUAGCCAAUUAUGUCAUGAAUGGGUCCCUUGGAGCCUAUUUUCUGUCCAAACGCGAUUCUUUGAGCGCACGUGUUGUGGAAAAAGAAUACAACCGUACGAAUUUGUUUAGCUCUCAACGUCAGCUAGCUUCAAGAUCUUCUCCGAGCACAAAUUGUCCGCGAAAAAUCUUGACUCCCUUUUUUGAUGCAGUCGAUACAUUAAAUAGAGAUGCUAGACAAGUCAACUUUGAAGUACCGAGUGCCUUUGCUUAUCGCUGUGAAGAUAGUGGAGAUAGCGACACGUGUGGAAUACGAAGUGAACACGAAAAUGGUUCUGAAAGUGAAAGUGAUAGGGGGGUGAUCCUUGCGCACAUUCUCGAUAAUUUUAAUUUGGAUAUUAAGUUAUGUCACCCAUGCGUCGUUCUUCCGACAAAUCCGUUGGAUGACGUCCGAGUUUCGCCAGUAGCACAACCGUGUAGAGGAGUCGCGUUUGACUUUGGUACAAUAUCGUUCGUGCUGCGGCGGGAAGUGCCUGAGUGUCUACAUGAUAUACCCGAAACUGCAUCCGCAACAUAUGACAUCACUGUGAUUGUUGAAGGUUUACAAGUUACUUCUCUCGCGGACCAAACUGCAAUUUUAGACCGAUCAGGCUUCCAACUGCGAUGCAAUAUUUCCACGGAGACGAAGGAUAAUUUGGACAGUGAGAGAAAGCGAAGCGCGAAGCCAGAGAUUACUGUGAAUGUGAAUAUGUACCCUGUUUGUCUCAACAUCAGCGAAACAAAUAUUUGUCUGGCGUUGGACGUAUUUUACGAGGCCAUUGUUCCGAUUUUUGAUAUUGUCCGAAGGUUGAUGAUUCAUCAGGGUGAAAGCUGUGAGUGUGCGUCGGUGGUGGACUCGGCAAGUCAAUCAGGUAACCAAAAAGAAGGUUGCGAUGACUUGGAAUACGGUGCACCUGUUUCAGAUAGCGAUACGACGGCGUGGCAAUUGACGGUUAACUUUGUGCUAGAGGAAUUCAAGAUUGCGUUGAUUUCAUACUCGGAGGUUUCACACCAGUUUGAGACCUUUCCAAAUGAGAUUCCUUGUUGUCUAAUUGGUGAAAUUGUCUUCACUGCGUUGGAGGUGGACAUGACAUUAAACUCGACGGGCAUCCAAUCGCAGGACAUCCAGCUGCAAUGUAAUUUUUCCUUGCAAGAAGCUGUUAUCUGUGACAAAAUGGCAGACUCUACGGAGUUUGUGACACAAUUGUUUGGGCUCGUUCCUGAAGCACUUUUAGAGCGUAUGGAAUUUUGUACCUCUGUUUCUGAUAGAUCUUCGUUUAUAUCUCUGGAUGAUGUGCCGCCUCCCGUGCUACGACACUUGGCGUUACAGUCAUCACAGCUUAGCACACCAUCCUCGCAAUUGAGUGGACGGCUGAUCAGCAGAACAGGGAAUGGUGAAUCUGCAAUGACGAUUAAUUUGCUGGAUCUGUCGGUAUCCUCUGCCCGCCUCAUUCUUUUGCCGCGGACUUUGCUACGGUUGGAAAACUUUGUCCUUGAUGUAUUCCUGGCAGCAAGCAAGAGGAUAAGUAAAUUAGAACUCCAUCGAGACGCACCUAUGGUGAACGCUUCUCCUGGGACCGAGGGUUCUGAAUCUAUCGAUACGGGCGUUAAUCCCUACGGCAGCCGAGAAGAGCGACAUAAUGCUCUGUUUAAUGUUUCCGUUCUUCGAUCAAGAAAUGGUAGCAUAUCUGAGCCAGUGAAAGGCGAUCUCAAUGUGGCUCGAUCAACAUUUAUGUCUCCGUCGCAGUGUAUGCUAAGCGCGACUAAAGGAACAGAAGGACGAUCCUCCGGAAGCUUUACGUCUCGUCCAAUUGCAGACGAUACUGAAAACGGGGCGCCGGUGACCGAUGAAGUUGAUGGUCGCAAAUGCAUCUCCAAAAGAAAAGCGUGUGGCCAGCAUAUGAGACCUCGGUGGAAAGCUGCCAUUAGCUUUUCAAAUUUGCAGAUGUGGGUGGUAUCGACAGAUCGCAGGACCGAGGUCACAGGAUGUGUGUUUUUUUGUCAAUUAGCCGCUAAGUUUGAUGGUGUACUCGGUGCAUUUGAAACAUCAGCUUUUUCUAAUUCCAGUGACCUUGUGACCGCAUCGGUUAAAUUGAGUAAAUUGGGGGUUUUGGUGGGAUCGCCUAUUGUGAGUGGCACUGAGCAACAAAAGAUAACGCACCACAUGGGGACACUUGUUGAGAACUUUGACGUAGAUGUACAAUUUGCGCUGCGCCAAUGCUGUCGGUCUGCACGUGAAGGAGUUGUCAAUAUUGGAAGCGUUGACAAAAUGAGCGAAGAAAACAAUGACUCGAAUGGCGGUCGUGCGGACAUCACCAACGGUGUCGAGAAUAGCGUUAACGAGGUUAGGCCAAGAUUUUGGAUGAGUUCUUGUUUCAAUACGAAGGAAAAAAGUGCGUCAUAUAUGCCCGAACUCUUCCUUCAAGAUGUGCCAUCAAAGUGGCAGAAAUGGAGUCUAAGAGAGGCGAAUGUGUGUAUUAACCAGAUUGUCUCGCAUAUUGCCUACCGUGACUUGCCGCUAUUGUUAAAGAUCUUCGCGGGCUUGACCAGCAUGCUUGAUGCAGAGGAAAGAAUUCGCAAUACGUUUAUUCUUCAGUUCAAAGCAGCAGAAGAUGAUCUCGACUGGGAGGAUUUACCCGAUACUCCAAAAAAUUAUUCAGAGUAUGCUUACUCUUUUGGAGCAGAAGGCGUAAGUGAACGCCAAAUAGCUGAACAAAUUACAUUGUCAUCUUUUCAACCGGACGUUCUCAUACGCGCGUCGGUGGUAGCAAGAGGGGUCCAAUUCCAACUGAUCAAUAACAUAGUCGACCAGGCGUCACCGGUGGUGGAGAUUGAUUUAAAAUCUGUUGAAUUGCUGCUGCGAUCCGAGUCAAACUCGAUGAUAGAAGUAACGGCAAAGUGCAGAGCAGAAGCAAAGUAUCAAAACCUGCGUCUUGUGGCGAUGGAGCCGCUUAUUGAGCCAUGGAGUGCUCAAGCAAAGCUCAGUCGGCAACACACACGCUAUCGUGGCGUGGAUGAUGCAGUGCAGCUGGCAGUGUCACCUUGGAAGCUAGAUAUGACGUCAGAUGUUUUUCUACAGCUAAAUUUGACUGACGCACUAAUUGCAAAUCUGGUGGCUGCAGACCGAGCCUGGCGGUGGGUUGUCAACGCAGGUGGAGAUUCACGCGAGAUGACCGAGUAUUCCAUGUAUUGGAUCCGAAAUAACACUGGAAUGUCUUUACGAUACUGGGGUACAUGCUACAACGAACAUUUGCUUGCUGUCGGCGAAGAAGAACCUCUUCGGUUCAGUAACGACCACUGCGAGGAAAAUGGUAGCGAUAAACAGCGAAAAGAAGGCCGGUGUAAUACGUACGAACGCAACCGCCAGCUCUAUAUUGCUGUCAAAGAGGAAUUUCCAAGCGAUAGCUCAUCAAACAUUUGUAGACAAUGGCAAAGUGAGACACCUAUUCCAGUUGACCAAGUUGAUUCCCGCAUGUAUGCAUUAGUAGACUUUGAGGCAGACAUCACGGCCACCUACAUGAGGAAAUGCGAGUGUGUGAUUGACGUACUCGUAGAGCGUGGAUGCAAGUAUUUUGUGGUACGCUCGACUUUGAUUAUCGAGAAUCAAACCUCGUCCGACUUAGAAGUUGAGUUUAUUUCGCCGCAACGGCGUUCGCUGUCGCACCCAUCUCGAGCAGGAGAUACCUCGCAAGGGCGCACUAUCCCCGUCUGGAAGAAGAUAGUCAAGACCUCUUCCGUUGUUCCUGUUCCGAUGCACAUUGUUUCAUCUGGUGAAUGCGACGUGAUGGUGCGUCCUCUAAAGAUCACUGAUAGAGGCGAUAGUGUGUUACCGAUGGCUUACGCCAAAGAACAGGUGCACCUUCCGCUCUUUGAAAGAGGAAGCCCUUCUGCUAACGAGACGCACGUGGAGAGUGAUGAGUCUGGCCAGUCCCAGUGCACUAUUAAGUUUCGACGAUUGUACAGUGACCGGCCCGUACGUCCAUUCAUGAUGAGUGUUUGCCUUUCCAAUGCAACUUGUGCACUGUAUCACCGCACGCUUUCGUUCCAUUCAACACUGAUCGUGCAUAAUUUGACUGCUGGGCCGCUUGAUUUUUGUUUGGCAACUCCAAGCGAUUGGUUGCCUGUAGUUGAAGCAAUGACCAUGACAAACGCAGGGGUGAAUGCAGGUUGGGAAACUCGCGAGCAACGUUUGCGUGAGAGAGGAACGAUAAAUGUUGCUGACUCGCUUAUUUGGCAUUUAUCGAGUGCGGAAACGCCUCUGGAACUAAGCGUCCGGAUAAAAGGGUUUGACUGGAGCGAACAUGUUGAUCUCAAAGAGGACAUUGACGACCUUGUGCGAAUCAAAAUGAAAGAUCUUGUGAGUGACGCGCAUCUCUAUGUAACUGCCGAGAUUCGGAUGAGCAAGGGGCACUGCCGUGAGUUGUUUCUCUACGUGCCAUACUGGAUUGUGAAUCUGACGGGCCUGAAGCUUGAGUAUAAAUACGAGGAAGAGCGAAUGGGGCGCGAACAUAAGACCAUGUUGUUGGCGGGACAAAAACGGUUAGACCGUGAUGAGCUUUUACUGAAAGAAAGCCAAAGGAUUAAGGCUGCUUGGCGAGACCGCAAUCCCCACCUUCUUCAUCCUAUUUUUGGCGAGGACCAAGAAUUUGCAGACAAAGCUGAAGGCUCUAGACGUGGAUCUGCUGAUCAUGAUGAGAAUGAGCGGAAGCGACGUCAUCCUCGACUUCUACCGAGCGUGCCACCGGUAAAGGGCUUGCUAGAUCUGCUUCCAAAGUCGGUUGCGUGUGAUCCACGUAACCUUGGACAGUUGGAAGUUUUGCAAGCUUGCCACUCCGAUUAUGAAAUGGAUCGUGGAUGCAUUCGUCUGCGAGUCAGCCAUGAAAGAGACAUGGCCGCUCUGGGUGUCAGAAAGGAGAAUGGACAGCAGAAAUGGUCCAAUUCUUUCGUACUAGAUUUAGCUGGAACGAUUGGCGAGAUUGAAGCAGACGACUACGGGGCAAACCGAAAGUAUAGUAUCGGAUAUUCAAUCACUCCGGCAAAAGGCCUGUACUCACGAACGAAGGUGAUCAUGCUGACGCCGCGAUUCAUGCUCAUGAACACGAUGAACAGUGCCAUCGAAGUGUGCCAUUCUUCGUCUAAGGCGAUCACCCCUACCGUAUUUAAUAUGACUAGUGCAAGUGGAUCAAUGGCAGACUCCGGAGCAAUGUCUCCUGUCAAUCCCGUGGUUCAUCUUGAUGCCGGAGCAUAUGCCGAUUUUCAUUGGACUCUUCGAUUUGCUAAGACACGCACGAUACGUUGCCGUCUUGCAGAAUGUGGGUGGUCGUGGAGUGGUGCAGUGCCUCUAUUUGAGUCUGGUGAGUAUGCUGUUCGUAUGCGUCAUGAAUCUACGCGGGAAAGUAAGCUUGUGCGUGUGACCCUGAAGCUGGACUCGUCGUGUAUAUGCGUAUGCUUUCGAGAAGAACGAACGACCGCACCACCAUAUCGUGUGGAGAACUACUCGCUGGAAACGCUUCGAACACAUCAACAUCGCGUGCGCCGCAGUGAGAUUUUACUACCACAUCACAGCCUGGAUUAUGCGUGGGAUGAGCCUACAGAGGAGCGCUUGCUUGUUGUGGACAUGCUCCCUUCAGCGGCUGGCGACAAUAGUCGUCCGCUGCGAAUUGGAAGUUUUGAUUUGGACAAAAUUCAGCGGUACCCCGAUGCGCUUGGUGGUACGCUGGGCAUCGAAAUAUCUACAGAUGGUCCCACUCGCGUGUUACGUUUCACUGACACGCGAUUACGUGAGGAAAAAACCGCGCCAGUCAAUUUCCAAGCUACUAAUAAUUUGGUAGCAAUGACUGACAUAAGGGAAAACAGCGCUAUGCAGCUUCUUCAACGCUUUGUAUCUGCGCCAGCAGUGCAUGCAGCAUUGCAUCUCCAAGGUGUAGGCAUCUCUAUUGUUGAUGGUGCUCCCAAAGAAUUGAUAUACGUGUCAAUUUCUGGUAUCACAUUGGAGUUACUUGUAAGUGAAAAUGGUCAGAAUAACAAUGGGGCUUCAAUUGGCGGUAGAGUACCGUCAUUAUCUCGACUCAAACGUAAGACUCAUCCUCGGAUUUUGGCUUGGUGUCUUGAAGUGAGUGACGUACAAGUCGACAAUCAGUUGCAAAUGACACCGUAUCCUGUACUGCUGCGCUUUUCGAAUUUGAAUGGCCGAUCACAAACUCUAAAGGGACAAACGUUAAGAAUUCCUGUAUUGCAGGUGGGUCUUGUGAAGCACGAAGAAUACGCUGGGAUCGAGUUUAUCAGGCAUUUCAGUGUCAGUAUUUUGCCGGUGCACAUUCGGGUAGAUGGUGCUCUGCUUUAUCAGAUAUUCCCGCUGCUGGUCCACGCUAAAAUCUAUGGCAGCAGUGAUAAAUCUGGCAUGGUGAUCAAAAAUCGAGCAUUAGUAUUGGCAAAUGGUGAGAGAAGUUGCGAUGAAGUUGCUCGAGCAGCACAUAGCCAUUUGCUAUUAAGAGAUUUCAAUGCUAGUUUGGAAGUUCAGGUGAAAGUGCUUGAGGCUGCCCAGAAAGAUGGGGCUACAUCCGCAAAGUCUAGUUCUCGCUCAGCAAUUCACACUAACAGAAGUCUUGAUCGGUUGAAUUGUGGUCAGCAACAACAGCUAAUCAGUCCACAUCAUGAGGAGCAUAUCGUGCAGGCUGCGGAGAUUCAGCAUUACAAAACAACAACAUACGGCAAACUGAGUGCUAUUGUUGCGAAGGAUGAAGAAAAGAAGCUAUACUUUGAAGCGUUUCACAUCGACCCCAUCCGCGCUACUGUCAGCUUCUCAUUUGGUGAUAGUGCAGGUGCCAUGGUGGGUGGUCACUCAUCAUCACUAUCGCAUGCAACAGCAUUGACAGAUCCGUCGUCAUCGAGAGAGCCAUCCGUCAUCACAGUUGGCCCUCUGCGGCUUAUUCUAAAUGCUAUUGGUACUAGUCUGAGCAAGGUCGCGAACGCUCCGUUCCAACUCCAGGCGCUGCACAUCCAUAAUUCGUUUAUACAACCCGAUGCGUUGGCAACGAGGUUGGCGUCACAUUAUCAGAGUGAGGCGCUUCGUCAAGCCUACGUCAUUCUCGGAAGUGUCGAUGUGCUGGGCAACCCAAUGAUCGCAUGGAAAAACCUUCGCAGUGGUUUUCAGGAUUUUAUUUCUGAGCCAGUGCAUGGGCUUUUGCAGCGAAGUCCGCAAGCGUUUGCUUUUGGUAUUGGACGUGGGUCACUAUCGCUUUUGCGCGCUUCAGUGUAUACCUUCUUGGACUUUAACACGCGCAUUCUUACGGCCUUUUCACUUGGACUGUCUGAGGCCUGUUUAAAGCUGGAUGAUUACACGGGCUACCCCGCUACGCGCCACAUCUUCCAGGGCCUUGUGCAAGGUGUCUCGGGUGUUGUGGUGGCUCCAAUCCACUCGUUUGAAGUGAAUGGCGUACGGGGCGUACUACCUGGGCUAGUGGCAGGUGCGUUUGGAGUCGUGCUAAAGCCAUUGCUAGGCUUCUCUUUGGCCACAGCAACAACCGCUGCUACGCUUCGCGAUGCUGUUGAUUUUAACACCAAGACACUGCUUGUACGUGUGCGUCCGCCACGCCACAUUGAUCUUCGGACAAAGAGGCUGAAGGUCUAUUCGUAUGUGGAAUCCUUGGGCGAAGAGAUUGUAAGCAAGGUGCGCGGUGGUUGCUACCGUGCCGAUGGAUAUCUCGGUCAUGUCGAUCUCAAAGUGACCCAUCAAUGCUUUUUGGUCACCCGCAAGCGCAUUUUAUUCCUCAACGUAAAAGGAAUUGCCCCGUCACAAGCAGCUAAAUACGACAUUCAGUGGGAAUUGCUGGCUGAGGAAGUUGUGAUGGUGGAUUGCUCCAGGACGCCAAACGAGCAAAGCGUCACUAUCUACUAUAUAGAAGAUGAGUUCCGUGCAGCAAGCGGCGCCGGGCACAGUAUCGGUGGCACAAGCAGACCAAAUACAGUACUCACGAGCCGCCGAUGGACACCGGGUCUACCGCGUGGCAUGUUUUUGCAGAAGCACGAGGUGGCGCUGCCUGAAACGAAAGUACUAUUUGUACGUGCGAUGCUACAGCAGCAAGAGCGAUCGCUGCUAACCAAAAUGAACAGCUUCAUGGAGGACACAUCAAGGUACCAAGGUUCACUGUCACGUCUAACAAGGACGCGCUCAAUGGAGCUACGAUCAGCAUGGCAUUCUCACGUACCACUAAAGUACCCAAUCUUCCGAUUGCCACAGACGCAGCUUUGCGAACUUCGCGCAGGCGUCCCUCGUGCGCAACCACGACUAAAUCGUGCUGCGAACGAGAAGUUAUUUGCGAAUGACAAACGCGACACAAAUGUUUAG